This is a messenger RNA of Vicia faba (fava bean), 2358 nucleotides long. The record is from the annotation of a GenBank genome assembly. Lineage: Eukaryota; Viridiplantae; Streptophyta; Magnoliopsida; Fabales; Fabaceae.
AUGGUAGAUUCAUUAGAUGUGUGUCCAACUGAGGAUGCAAUUGAGGUAUUUUUGCAACAUCUGGUUGAUCCAUUGCUGCCAGAUAAAUCUUCUGUCAAAGAUAAUCCCACACCUUCUCAACAGGAAUCAAUGGCUAAACAGGUGCGUUCUGCUGUCAUACUGUACAACUACUACCACAGAAAACAACAUCCAGAACUAGAAUAUCUGCCAUUUAACGAAUUUUGCAAGUUGAUUGUGGUUCUAAGGCCACCUUUACUGGCAUAUUUGCAAUUCAUGCAAAAUUUUAACGAAGUAGAGCUUAUUGAUGUGGAGAAGCAGCUAUCAUUAACAGAAAAGGUGAUCAUGGAUGCAUGUGAUGUCUGUAAAUGUUUAGAUGCAUCAAAGAAUGUUCCUAAUAUGGAGAGAUGGCCCAUUUCAAAAGUUUCUAUCCUUUUAAUAGACGGAAAGAAGGAGAACUGCUUUUUGCUCUUUGGUUCCAUCACCAAGGGGGUAUGGUCUGUGGUUGAAAAAUGUAUAGAUGCCUCUAGUCAAAGUUCUGAAGUUACACCAGAAAUGACAAAUACAUACAAAAGGAAAAGAGUCAUUAAAAAGUCUAAGAAAGAUGAAUUAAAAGUUGACGAAGACGGACUUCUACAAAUUGGGUAUUCUGCCGUAAAGGAAGCCACAGGUAUCAAUAACACCGAUAUUAUGCUUUUGGAAAGCUACACUGUCUAUUCCCAAAGCAAAGAGAAGGCAGCUUCUCGCUUAUUUAUAAUGCAGUGCUCCCAGUCAAUCAAUGAGGACAUUAUUAAAGUUCCCCUCAAAGAUGUAAUUGAAAGCUUGCAGGGUCCUUUGGUCAAAAAGGGUUCUAGCAGUUGGACGAUUACUCCAGCUGUGGCAUACUUCCAUGUGCUUCCUUAUUCUGAAAUAAUCUCACAGUGCAUUUCUAGAAAAGAAUCGCUGGAGCAGAGAAAGAACAAUGGAAGCUAUCCUCCCAGUCCAUGUGAUUUUAUCAAGGAGACCCAUGAAAUGGAUGUCGACAGAUCUUCAAUUUAUCCAUCUCAAAAUAGAGAAAAACGACAGAAUAUCACAAAAACUAUACAAGUUGGUGAAAAUCAAGAAAAAAACAAUGCAUCUGAGCAUCGUAACUCCAAUGGCUCUGCUAGUGCUAUUCAGGAUGUGAAGGUUGAUUCGACAAAUAUGCUCGCCAAUGGAGGUGGAACCAACAAUGUUGUUUCUAGCGACAAGCUUUGUGCCAAUAGCCCAAAUACCUCGUAUGAAAAAGAAACAACAGAUGCCCGUCCUCAACAUUUAAAUAUUUCUAACUCAGAUACAGAGAAGCUCCAAAGUCUUCAAGUUUCUAAAAAGACACUGUCGCAUACUGCCGUAUCUUCUCUAAUACGAAAGAGGAAUGAUCUGGUUGAUUCGGCAAAUAUGCUCGUCAAUGGAGGUGGAACCAACAAUAUUGUUUCUUGCGGCAAGCUUUGUGCCAAUAGUCCAAAUACCUUGUAUGAAAAAGAAACAACAGAUGCCUGUACUCAAAUAUCAAAUAAUUCUAACUCAGAUACAGAGAAGCUCCAAAGUCUUCAGGAUUCUAAAAAGACACUGUUGCGAACCGCCAUAUCUUGUCAAAAUCGAAAGAGGAAUGAUCUGGCUAUGAAGGUCGAUUCGACAAAUAUGAUUGUCAAUGGAGGUGAAACCAACAAUAUUGUUUCUUGCGGCAAGCUUUGUGCCAAUAGUCCAAAUACUUCGUAUGAAAAAGAAACAACUGAUGUCUGUGCUCAAAGUUUAAAUAAUUCUAGCUCAGAUACAAAGAAGCUCCAAAGUCUUCAAGAUUCUAAAAAGACACUGUCGCGAACUGCCAUAUCUUCUCUAAUACAAAAGAGGAAUGAUCUGCCUAUGAAGGUUGUUUCGACAAAUACGAUUGUCAUUGGAGGUGAAACCAACACUAUUGUUUCUUGUGGCAAGCUUUGUGCCAAUAGUCCAAAUACCUCGUAUGAAAAAGAAACAACAGAUGGCUGUACUCAGAAUUCAAAUAAUUCUAACUCAGAUACAGUGAAGCUCCAAAGUCUUCAAGAUUCUAAAAAGACACUGUCGCGAACUGCCAUAUCUUCUCUAAUACGAAAGAGGAAUGAGCUGGCCCUUCAGCAGCACAAAAUUGAUGAUGAGAUCGCUAGUUGUGAUGAAAGAAUUCAGAGAAUGCUAACUGAUGGGAAAGAUGACUAUGAAUCGAUGAUAGAAUGCAUUAUGGAAGGAUGUAAUGAUGUAUCUGUAACAAAUCAAGAAGGCAUGGGUGGACAACAAAGCUUCCCUCGUAAGAAGAGAAAUUUGUCAGAGCUGCAAAGUUCAUACCAGGAUCAAGAUGGUGUUAUGCCAUGA